AUGCCUAGAGACGAUUUGUCCAUCGACUUCGUCAAAAGGAUGCCGACGGCCGAGGCCCUCGACCCGGCCAUCAUCCUCGACGACUGGCUCAACCGCGUCCAGAACCUCCCCGAAGAGAUCCGCUUCCUACAAGAUGAAAUCGCCGACAGGGACCGCCAGUACCACGACUGCGUCAAGUUGAUCGAGGAUCGCGAUGGAAAGAUACAGAAAUGGAUCCGGGCCAACGGCAGCCACGAGACGAACCCUCGCGAAGAGACCAUGCGGUCCCAGAUGCGUGAUAACUUCAUCCGUGCCGACACACUGGCCACCGAGAAGAUCGCUCUCACACAGAAACUACAGAUCAUCAUGGACAAGCACUUGCGGAAUCUCGAUCAGCAUAUCAAGAUGCUCUACGACCGCGCCGAACCCGGUUUCAACGACCCUGAUGAAUGUCCUUCGUUAAUCCGGCCGAGCGCGGCGAACCACUCCGCACCAUCGAGCCGCUCCGUCAACCCUGCGAGCCACCUCGUGGGAACAGCCAUUACUGCGACGCCUCUGAAUCCGAUCAUCAACUCGUCGAGCCCUACUACAGCACGCGUAGGGAACCCUCAGAUCCGCAACGCCCAGUCUCAGCAACACGCGUCCUCUGCUCCUGCGACGCCUGCUGCAAGCAUGAUACUCAACCGGCAAGCUCGGGAGAGCUCGGCUGGCCCGGGAAACGAUGAGGCCGGCGACGACAAGAAGUACUGCACGUGCCAGAACGUUAGCUUCGGCGACAUGGUGGCGUGCGACAAUGAGGAUUGCCCCUACGAGUGGUUUCAUUGGUCGUGCGUCGGCCUCAAGAGCGAACCAAAUGGCACCUGGUUCUGCCCCGUGUGUACGGAAAACAUGGAGAAGGAGAAGCUCCAGAAGAAGAAAUGA
This is a messenger RNA of Colletotrichum spaethianum, 900 nucleotides long. Its product is annotated as chromatin modification-related protein YNG2. Lineage: Eukaryota; Fungi; Ascomycota; Sordariomycetes; Glomerellales; Glomerellaceae. Gene Ontology annotation, biological process: regulation of DNA-templated transcription. The record is from RefSeq and is a predicted model, not a curated record. Gene Ontology annotation, cellular component: Rpd3L-Expanded complex; nucleus; Rpd3L complex. Bases 1 to 900 code for a protein of 299 amino acids. The transcript is spliced from 2 exons.